CUAUGACGACCUAGUUAUAUUCAAUGCUCAACAAAAGUAAAUUUGGUCUGGUUGAAGUGCUCGACAUAUUAACACAAGCUCAAGUUCGUUGCAUUUCAAUUGAUCUCUAACGGCUUAAGAGGGAACAUGGAGGAGACAAAUAAGUACGCCGUGUCCAGCGGCAGCAGCGACUCCGGAAGGAUGUCCGGCAAGCAGGCAUGCCGUGCCCAGUUGUUCGGAGUGUUUUUGUUCGUCCUGGGCCUUGUCGGCGGUCUUCUCAUUGGGAUAUACGCCUAUCACGGCGGGAAAGACCUUGAAGUUAUUUGUAAGAACCUCCCGGAGAGUAUACAGAUGACGCCUACCCCGGCUACAACGGCGCGACCAAACAACCAAACAUCGGCCGCCACUCCUCGGCCCACACCCGCCAUUGGACAGUGUCAGCACUGCCACAGGCCUGAACCCCGACAGCCAUGGACAGGCAGUCACCCGGAGCUGUUUGCUCCGCUCACAGCGGACGAGAUGCAGGCUGUGUACAACUUCCUGGUGGACAACAACUACGUGCACCGGCGGGGACUGGAUGAAAUGGUGACCCUGAGGACGAACUACGCUCCCUAUAUGGCACUGUUUCCUCCUGACAAACAGAAGGUGCUCGCUUACAAGGCCGGGACAGGGUCUUACCCGGGAAGGUAUGCCCGAGUGAAUGUGAUUCGCGGUGACCGCAUGGUACCGGACUACAUGGAGUACAAGGUCGGGCCGCUGGACCGCCCCGACUCUAUCACCGCUCUAGCGCUAGUUCAGGACGGCGAGCUUACAUUCAACAGCCGCCCGUACGAUUACAUGGAGACAGCCCUUUACGAAAGAAUAGUGACCCCGGACUUUAAGAUCCUAGAACCUCUUACAAAAGAGAGCUUCGACGGCGCAUAUUAUCCGAGAGAAAACAACGAUUUUGCUUUCUGGUACUUCAACGGUCCUCCGGGGGAUAAGGGAGAUGAGCGGGAGACGCGGUUCAUAGCCUACCUGAAUCCCCUGGCCCCGAACGGAUAUGAUUUCCUUGAGCAUGAUUUCCUUCCCCUCAGCGCCACUAUACACUGCCCAGGAAACGUUUACGAAGAUUGGUAUAUUCAUAGUUACUACUAUUUGAAUCAAGGCCCGUUCGCAAAUGCAACUGCUCUUAUGGAAGCUUACAACGCUGGUACCAUCCGAAAAUUUGCGCAUCCCAAAGGAUACAGGAAUACGAUUCUUGAUCGCCAUUUGCCGGACAGAGAUGUUGAUGAACCAUUUAGGCCAAAGUCCCGGAUGCCACCGCCGCGGGCCUACGAACCAGAAGGGCCACGCUACUCAAUCGUUGGUCACACUGUCAGCUGGAUGGGUUGGGAAUUUUCUGCAACCUCUGGUCAAUUGCGCGGACCUGCUCUCUUCGACAUAAAAUUCAAAGGGGAAAGUAUCGCAUACGAAAUCGCACUGAAUGAGAUCGGCGUCGUUUACGGCAGCGGAUCCGCAGCUCAAACGAACAUUAUAUACACGGACAGUUCUUACGGUAUCGGCGAAUACUACGGCAUAAUUAAAACAGUUGACUGCCCGGAACACUCGACUCUCCUAGAGACCAGCCACUGGGAUGUGUACCUCUCUAAGCCCGUCGUCCACAAGUCCAUCUGCGUGUACGAGGCGGACGGACAAAAUGCCCUGUGGAGACACAAAGGGUACGAGUUUGAAGGCGGGCUGAGAAACAACUUCCUCGUUGUUCGCCUAUCAGCAACCAUUGACAACUAUGACUACAUUAUUGAGUGGCACUUUUAUUUGGACGGGAAGAUAUAUACGAUCGUGAGCGCAAGUGGGUACAUUCAGGGCGCCUUCUGGGACGACCAGAACCCAUUCAUGGGCACUGAUAAAUCGAGGGACUCUUUUGGUUAUCGCGUGAAUGAUUUCACACAUGGACAAAUACAUGAUCACAUGUUCGGUUUUAAGGUUGACUUAGAUAUAGCUGGAACCAAUAAUACAAUGGAGGUGGUACACUGGAAGACAGGGGACGUGGUUACAGCUCUGAGGAGCCAGGUGCCAUCAGUGAAUGGCAUACCUCCAUACUUCCUCAACAACAUCACCCGCUAUCUGGAAUACGAGAUAAUUGAACGCGAAGCUGCUUACAGCAUUGAAAUGAGUAUGCCCAAGUUCUGGACGGUCGUGAAUGAAAACAAGCGGAACAAAUGGGGAGCAAUGCGUGGCUAUCAUAUUCAGCCCCUUACUACAGCCGCUCAGACGCUGACGGACGCUCACCCCGCCCUACCGGCUCUAUCGUUCACCAGACACCACUGUACGGUGACCAAAAGGAAAGAAAGCGAACAGUAUCUAUCGUCCACGAGUGACGUAAACAGACUGGAUAAGCCGAUUGAACACCUAGAGAAGAUGCUUGAAGACAACGAGUACAUCCGGGACACGGAUAUCGUCAAUUGGGUGACUGUGGGCUUCCUUCACCUACCCACAUCGGAGGAUUCGCCUAUGACCAACAGGGUGGAGUCCGGCUUUAUGUUGAAGCCCUUCAAUUUCUUCGACAAGACGGCAGUGUUUGACCUACCGGCGUACCUUAACACACGCGGGGACUGGCGCACCGAGCGCCCGCCACCCUUCAGCCCUUGUUUGGAACCAGAACCAUGAGAAAUCCUUAAUCUUGUAUUUUAAACACCCUUAUUUUGCUCAACGUAUGUAUGAUAUUUCGUUUAGCUGAUUAUGUUUGUUGACAUAACAAUGUGUUGAUGAGUUAUAUUUCUGUACUACACGUAUAUAUCCCGUGUAUGUCUUAGUACUGCUUUCUUGAUAAAAGUGUAAGUGCUUGUUAAAUGUUAAAAAGAUGAAAACGUUGAGCUGCCCGUGUGGUGUAGGUGUCUUUCCACACAAGAGUUCGAAAUCCAGUAGUGGCUGUAUUGGUUUCCAUCAACGCUUUCACAUAUCUCACAACUGUGCUUACAUAAUUAUGUUAGAUAUUAGAUACACCGAUCAGGGGUUACACAUCUAUUAACGCACGCUUAUUCUGAUUCUGCAUCACACACAAAUUGCAUAAUAUUUCCUUGCCCAACACAAAAGGUGUUUAAACAUAGAAAAAUCGGCCGUAUAGUGCCCAUGAAAGAGCACUUAUCGUCGAAAAAAAUGCAAAUAUUCAACGAAAAAUAGCUGAAAUAGGUACAAGGAAGGUGCACAUGACUAAAAACAGUUUCAUGUCACGCAAUUUUCUAUUUUUACUUUGUAAACUAGUAAUCGCUCAGCUUAUACAUUCAAUAACUUUUUUGUUAAUGCCUCUAGAAAGAUAGGUUUAAAAACUGAGAGGAGCUUACACGUCUGGCCUCCGAGUAGGCGCAUCACACAAUUCCCUCACUUAAAAUUCGGCAAACACAAAACACGUUGGACCCCCUGCAAACUAAUAUAUAAGCUUAUCGACUAUGACGUUGCUGAAUAACUCGCUAGAUUUCUUAAAGUCAUACUAAUGUUUCAAUGAUUGCAUUUAUAUCAACUAAUUCUACGCAAUGUCUUCAACGGGGUCUGAAUGUUUAACGUGUACUGUUAAAGACAUUUAUUAUGUAUAAUUAUUCAGUCAACUUUACUGACCAAUUUUUUUAAAAGAAACCUCCCGUGGAUUCAUCUUAAAAUGCAUUUUAAAUUAAAGAGAUUAAACAAUAUAUGGUGAAUUUAAUGUUGUAUGAACCCAAAAUUAAUAAUGCAAAAUUUUAUAACGAUAUGUUUUUGUAAAUUAAUGGUCUAGCCUAAUUGCAUCAUUUGGUAAAGCAAUAUAUUACAGAGUAUUUAAAACAAAAAUGGGCAUUUAGCUACAUAUUUUACAUCAACAGACUAAAUACUUAAACUUGUGAUUGCUGAGAAAAAACUACAGCUUUUUAACUGUACUUGAUAUUGUUUGUAAACAGCAAUUUUAUGCAACACACAUUGUUGUAUGAUAUUCCAUUAAAGGUCACAACAAAUUGA
Mya arenaria is the source of this 3945-nucleotide messenger RNA. RefSeq names its product amiloride-sensitive amine oxidase [copper-containing]-like. The record is from RefSeq and is a predicted model, not a curated record. The transcript is spliced from 4 exons. NCBI's taxonomy places the organism in Eukaryota, Metazoa, Mollusca, Bivalvia, Myida, Myidae. The coding region runs from base 127 to 2628 and encodes 833 amino acids. Gene Ontology annotation, molecular function: quinone binding; primary methylamine oxidase activity; copper ion binding. Gene Ontology annotation, cellular component: plasma membrane. Gene Ontology annotation, biological process: amine metabolic process.